Messenger RNA from Penicillium coprophilum, 1236 nucleotides. RefSeq names its product BRcat and Rcat domain-containing protein. The coding region runs from base 1 to 1236 and encodes 411 amino acids. Gene Ontology annotation, cellular component: cytoplasm; ubiquitin ligase complex. Gene Ontology annotation, molecular function: zinc ion binding; ubiquitin protein ligase activity; ubiquitin conjugating enzyme binding. Lineage: Eukaryota; Fungi; Ascomycota; Eurotiomycetes; Eurotiales; Aspergillaceae. Gene Ontology annotation, biological process: ubiquitin-dependent protein catabolic process; positive regulation of proteasomal ubiquitin-dependent protein catabolic process; protein polyubiquitination. The transcript has 4 exons. The record is from RefSeq and is a predicted model, not a curated record.
AUGGAGCAAGAUCAGGACAAGCGAGUGAUCCUCCAACUUCUCCUUGAGGAUCUGGACAACCUUGAAGACAGACAGAAAGGGAAACAGACCGCAGGGCACCAGACAGAUCUUGAGCUUGGCAUCGCGUGUUUGCGAGAGGAUAUUCGGAUCACGCAAAUUUCCAUCGAUGAUGAGAUAUUGGCACUUAGCACGAGUACUGCAAUUGCCACUGAUCAAAAGAUACUAGCAUCUUAUCAACACGAGGAAAGACUUGCUCAUGAGGACCAUCAAUUUGCUCUCGCCCUGAGUAAUGGGACAUCGACCUCCAAUGACAAUUCAGACCCCUCAACGGUAAACAAGAGCACAUCAACAGACGACGAUGACGACACCGUUUCCAUUGUUAUGGGGGACCUCAUGGGCCGCAUAAACUUGAGUGAUAACGCAUCUGAUAACGGGGAAGGCUCUUCGCGCAUACCUCCAUCCCGAGGGACCAGCAUCAUGAGGGAGUGUGCUUCCUGUUUCACCAAGAAUGACGAGGAGCUCUACCCUCCUCGCUGUUGCGGCAAUGUUGUGCCACCCGGUGUUGCAUUACGAGUUCUGAACUACGAGGAGCUUCGAAAUUUCAGUGAAAGAGGCCUCGAGUGGUCCGCGGUGGACCGCCUCUACUGUGCUGACCCAACAUGUUCGAAAUUCAUCCCUCCAUUUGCUAUCCAGAAUGAGCACGGCACCUGCCCUGCAUGUCACCAACAGACUCAUCUGCCAUGCCGUUCCCUUGCCCACCCCCGUGUUGACUGCCCAAUGGAUGAAUCUCUUCAUGCUGUGCUGGAGAUGGCAGAGGCUGAGAAUUGGAGACGAUGCUUUAACUGUCGAACUAUGGUGGAGCUUCACCUCGGCUGUAACCAUAUGACCUGUCGCUGCGGCCGCGAGUUUUGCUAUGUCUGCGGCUUGGUCUGGAAGACUUGCGAUUGCCCACGCUGGCACGAGGACAGGCUUGAGGAAGUGGCAAACCAAGCGGUAGACGAAGAAGUCCCAGCCAACGCCGAUGUUCAAGUCCGCCAGGACGUGUUUCACAGGAUAGUUGAUAAUCUACUGCGACACGAGGAUGACGGGACUUUGGGGUGGCAGAAAGCGGGAGAGGAAGCAUUUGGACUUGUUGUGGCUCUAGGUGGCGGACUCGCGGAGUCAUUCAUACACAGUCUGCUCGGUGUUGGCAUCAUCCUCGACUGUCGAUUUAUUGGGUUUCCCCCUGAGCUUUAG